Molecule: messenger RNA, 342 nt
Organism: Geodia barretti
Lineage: Eukaryota; Metazoa; Porifera; Demospongiae; Tetractinellida; Geodiidae
Source: the annotation of a GenBank genome assembly
CUACCAGCAAAUAGAUGGAGGACAAAUGGCUCAGUGACAGCUGCUGAGACAGAUACUAGCGUCGUCAUCACUGGACUAACACCAGGAGCAAACUUUUCUAUAAGUGUAGUGACUAACUCCAGUACACUACCAAGUAUUGUCACCCAUGGGCCAAAUGUCACCAUACAACAAAAGUUGCCUAUACUGUGGGAAACUUUGAGGUAAUUUCAGUAUCGGAAACCUCUCUCACAUUCUCCUGGAGCCAGCCCAGCACUGGGCCCACCUCACCACUGGCUACAACCUGACAUGUGUCCCUCUCCUGACUGGGAUCCCACUCUCCCCAGUCUCUUCCCCUGUUGGCAC